GGCAAGUGGCAAGUUGCGAGUGGCAAGUGGCGAGUGGCAAGUGGCAAGUGGGCAAGUGGCACCUGCACAAACUUGGCGGACAUUUCAAACAAAACGCAGUUGUUGAUGCUGUCUGCAUGCUGUGCGCGCGUUGCGAAAAACUGAAUUGCUGCACGUUAACGCGCAAAGUGUCUUCUGUGUUGAGCGGAGUUAAGCUGCGCCAAGCUCCGUUUGCUACAAGAAUAUUAGCUCAAGUAUUAACGUGGUCACUGGACAUUCUGUGGACUAUAUCAUCGAUUACACAUCGACUCCAUCGACUACACCGGAAUUUUGUCUCGAUGAUGUCUUACUGAAUUGCAAUUGUGUAUUGCCAAACACACACACACACACACUUGUAGACUGUGAAAAGAUUCUCGAGUCAUGAGCCAACCGCAUCAGCAGCAUGAGCAAUUGCAACGACGUCGUCGACGAUGCCGCCAGCCGGCCGAGCCUUGCGAAUGUUUACGUCCUGUGAUAAGGGUUUUUGGUCUGCUGACUUCAUUCGUUAUCUGUGGAGUGGGCGUCGAUGUCUACAUGCAUGGCUAUCAGGCGGGACUUUAUAUACUUUUUUCAGCUUUGCUGGUGCUGUUCAUUGAGAUUAAAUGGCUGAUAACCAUUUUUCUGCAGCUCCAAUGCGGCGACAAUAAUUACCAUAGUAGCUCCUGUUGUCUCGACUGCUGGCGUUGCUCCAUGCUCUUGGGCAGUUGGCGACCGGCGCCCAUAUAUGUCGCCGUGGGCGUGGCACUCAUAAUAUUCCCGCACAAUCUGUGGCUCAGCUAUGUGGCUGGAAUGUUGCUGCUUCUGCUUGCGUUGCUGCGUCUUUGCACCCUCCUUCGGUUCAACGGGGGCGGAGCCAAUCACUUUAAGGACGAGGGUCUGCUGCCACAAUGCGAUUUUGAAAAGGUUUCCAGUUUUGUGGACAGCGUGGAGGAUGAUUUCGCAGAAGUCUGUGUGUCGCAGCCCGAAGAUGAGGAGGCCGCCAUGGACGAUGACAUUUGCUAGUAGUUAAAAGCAUAUAUUAUAUAUAAGACUUUACUUUCAAGA
This is a messenger RNA of Drosophila nasuta, 1062 nucleotides long. RefSeq lists its product as uncharacterized. The record is from RefSeq and is a predicted model, not a curated record. The coding region runs from base 400 to 1020 and encodes 206 amino acids. The transcript has 6 exons. Lineage: Eukaryota; Metazoa; Arthropoda; Insecta; Diptera; Drosophilidae.